Drosophila bipectinata is the source of this 1188-nucleotide messenger RNA. RefSeq lists its product as uncharacterized. Lineage: Eukaryota; Metazoa; Arthropoda; Insecta; Diptera; Drosophilidae. The record is from RefSeq and is a predicted model, not a curated record.
AGAAGAAGAAAGAUAAUUUGUGCCACCUCUAAUUGUGUUUUUUGUUAAAUGUUUUGUAGAUUAUGGAUUAGGAGAUAAUCGACUUGGAGCUGGAAACUGAAGACCGAGACUGAAACCGAAGCCGAAAAUGAUUUUAAAUCUCUAAAAACAACGGCGCUGAGAAAGAAAGAAAGGCCACAAAAGGCCCCCCUAAAUAAUAGAGCCGUGCUGCUCCACAAAAAUUAGCAUAAUUAAGGUGCCUACCCAAUGGCUGACCAUUGAGAGAUAUCGAGAAAAACACGCACUUUUGUGCCGCGAUCAUCAACACUAUCGAAUGCAAAUGAGCCCUCAACGACGGAGGCGACAUCACUCAAGAGCCGAAAGCGAAAUGUGCAUCAUCAAGCCCCAGACCCGAAAGCCAGACUCCAAAACUUUGAGCUAGCCAUUGCAUAAUAGGGCCCAGGCUGCGCCAGCUAACCGAACACGACCUCAUUUACAAAAUCGCAAGCUUUGAUCAAACAGAAACUACACAACAAAACUACAAAAGUAAAUAAGUAAAUAAAACUAAAAAAUACACAACAGACUCCACGUUUUGCAUGACGUAUACGCAACGUGGGCCGCAAUAAUGGAUCUAAUGGAGCUGCUGCAUCAGCUGGCCUGGAAUGUCUUCGAUAUCUUCAAGAUCUACAUCAAGUUUGCCCUGCUCACGCUGGUCUUCUACCUCAUAGCCGAGUGGUACAUCCUCCGCUACGGAGCCGAACUGGAGGCCCAGCUGGACGCCCAUCUGGCGGAGGGGGCUCCGUUGCGUGAGGGAUCCCCCGAGGAGCGGCCCGAAUCGAACAGCACCCUGAGCAAGGUGCUGCGCUUUGUGGUGAACUUUUUCAUCCUUUAAUCGAGUGACGGAUCGGGCCACUCAAUCGAACUCGCUCACUCAAUCACAAGCUCAUGGCGACAAGGUCAAUCUCAUCGGCAGCUGAAUCGGUUUAUGCGAUUUUGUGCUUUUAUUUCGCGGAAUUGCAAUUCGUUUCAGCUACCACAUCUCAAGGCCCCUCCCCGUCAAGAGAAUGUAACCGACCACUUUUGAUACAAUCGAACCAGUUGCAUUUAACCAAAAGCAGAAAAACAGAAAAACAAAAUCAAAAGCCACCAAGUAAACACAAUCUUUAUAUGUAAUAAACAAUAACAAUAAGGAGCUGAACAAAAAAACAA